AUGGUGAAUGUGAGUCGACAAGUGGAACUUUCUAUGCUAUGGGUGGUCAAAGAUGGAGCUUGUCAUUUUUGGUACGACAAUUGGUUGGGUAAUGGUGCAUUAUUCCUCCAAGCGACGGUUAUCCCAAACUUAUCAUUUAGUAACUUUAUCAGUAAUGGACAUUGGGAUACGAGUCGGUUAUGUCAGUCACUGCCAAGUCAAAUGGUGACCUCCAUUUUAAACCACCCAGUCCCCGAAGAGGGGGGUGAAGCGGAAGUCAUAUGGAUGCCUACUUCUUCCGGAAAUUUCUCUCUAGCUUCAGCCUUUCGGGAUAUUAGGCAAGCCCGUAACACGUCAAUGGUGUUUGAUAGAAUUUGGCAUCCUUGUCUUCCUUUGAAAGUUUCUUUCUUCAUGUUAAGACUUUUGCUGGGGAGACUGCCAAUACCCGACAGUUUACGUAACAUUGGUUUCCAUCUUCCAUCAAAGUGUUUUUGUUGUCCAUUGCCAUCUGAGGAAUCAAUUGAACAUUUAUUUUCAAAUGGCAAUAUAGCAUCAACAAUUUGGAAUUAUUUUGGAGCUGCAUGUGGAUUCGAUUUGUCAGCGUCAUCUUUGAGACUCCGCAUAGUGGGUUGGUGGUUGAAAUCAUACGAUUCUGAGAUACGUCGGUUUAUUGGACGGGUUCUUCCCUGUCUUGUGUGUUGGCAUAUCUGGAAGGCAAGAAAUAAAGCAAUGUUUGACGAUGUUCAGAUGAGGUCGAUUGCCAUUUGUCAUGCCAUUUUCUCCGAAAUCCAAUCCAUGGUGGGAAUUUAUUUAAAAAAACCUCUCCGAGUACCAUCUUUUUAUCAUUUGUAUGACUGGCCUAAUUCAUCGGAGGUUGGGUUUACAUAUAAACUUGUACGAUGGGAAACAAAGGAAUCUGGUCGGCUCACACUUAAUACGGAUGGAUGUUCUAAAGGUAAUCCAGGAGUGGGUGCAGGCGGUGGAGUUCUUCGGGAGUCAAAUGGUCUACCUUUGAUUGGUUUCUCGGCAUAUUUUGGGGAAACGACAUGUCUCCUUGCAGAAGCUCGUGCCCUCCUUAUUGGUCUCCAAAUCAGUGCACAUAGGGGUUUUUUGAAUCUCAAUGUGCAAUCUGAUUCGCUGUUAUUAAUUGGAAUUCUCCAGCAUCGCAUUCAUUGUCCUUGGUACAUUAGACGGGUUAUUAGGCAGAUUUGGCAGAUCAUGGAAGAUCCAGAUCGAUUUUCCCACUGUUACAGAGAAGCAAACACAGUGGCUGAUGUGCUGUCCAACGAGGGCGUAUCUCAUCCACAGCAGCAACUCAGGAUAUAUGAGACAUUUAAUACAUUUCCACCUAUGGCUCGUGGAGCAAUUCGUCUGGAUAAGCUAGGAAUGCCUUCAAUUAGGAAAAUUAGGCUUGUGUAA
Molecule: messenger RNA, 1398 nt
Organism: Coffea eugenioides
Lineage: Eukaryota; Viridiplantae; Streptophyta; Magnoliopsida; Gentianales; Rubiaceae
Exons: 1
Coding region: 1-1398 (465 amino acids)
Molecular function (GO): RNA-DNA hybrid ribonuclease activity; nucleic acid binding
Source: RefSeq, a predicted model, not a curated record